This is a messenger RNA of Cebus imitator (Panamanian white-faced capuchin), 1666 nucleotides long. RefSeq names its product sperm-tail PG-rich repeat containing 3 (gene STPG3). NCBI's taxonomy places the organism in Eukaryota, Metazoa, Chordata, Mammalia, Primates, Cebidae. The transcript is spliced from 7 exons. The record is from RefSeq and is a predicted model, not a curated record. Bases 504 to 1430 code for a protein of 308 amino acids.
UGCUCACAAAGGCUGGCUGUUCCUUUGCAGCUCGGGCAGCGAGGCCAUCUGUGACACCUUCUGGCCUCUGUGCCCCCAGGGAACCCUGGCUGGCCUGACACAGAGGGGACUCCGCAGGACUUGGCAGAUGCUCAUAGGUCCUGCUCCCCACCCCACCCUCUGCCGAGGCCUCGGUCCUCCCAGAAGCCCCUCGAGAGUGGACCCAGCCUUCCAGGACACCAAAGGGUGCAGGAGAGGAGAAGGAGUUGGAAAAGUUAGCAAGGACCAGAUAUGGAGCAGGGAGGGCUGGGCCAAGAGUCACCUGGGCCGGCUGCAGAUCCUGGCCCAGGCGGAACCAGUGAUCAUCUAGCUGGUGGGGGAGGGGCCCAUGGGGUGGGGACCCUGGGGCAGCCCCUCUAGGGACUGACAAUGAGUCUUUCCCAGGAACCCCGGCAACAGAGGGGCCUACCAGUGAGGUCACAGAGCCCCGUGAUGCCCUCAGGGAAGACAGCCAGGAGGCUCUGAUGAAUUUUGACCAGAAAGCUGUGAAAUUCCUGGCAAAUUUUUACAUCAACGGAGGCAAACACUGGACCCAUGGGCCCCUGGGGCCGAUGCUGCCAGAGCCCAUCCAGCCCAAGCCAUCGGUGCUAUUGUUGGGCCUGGAGUCAGCGCUGGCCUGGAAUGAGACGUGGCCCCCAAGGAUGAAGAAGUGCCCAGCUGGCCUCAGGUUACAGAUGGGUGCCCCUAAGAAGUCCCUGCCCAUCUGCACUCAGACCCUGAGGGAGCUGCUGCUGGAGCAACGCCCCCCGAUCAGGACUGACCUGGACGUCCCCAGCCCUGCCAGGUACCAGCUGCCAAGCCCGUCUGUGCGAGAGUCCUCCCCACACCCCCACCACAGCAUUGGCCGAAAAUACCAGGGCCGAGAGGGCGGUGGGCGCAGGGCAUGGCAGACGGUGUGGUUCCAGAGUGAAAGCCCCUUCACACAGAAGGCCGACUUCAAUCAAGAGCAAAAGUGGCCCUCGCCAGCCGACUACCAGCCGCUCAGCCGGCCUGCUUUCCCCGCCUUCAGCUUCAGGGGCUGCCGCCCUGCCACCAAGACACCUGAAGGCCACACCCGCCCCGGGCUGCCUCAGGCCAGGGGGUUGGGUCUCCGGGCGCAGCCCCAGUGCCUGCUCCAGGCCUCUUUGCAGGCACCUGGCAAGAGGCACCCUGGCCCCAACACCUACAACACUCUUCCUGGGAGCCGCCUGCGGAGCCCACGCCCGCCGGCCUUCUCCAUGAGCCGCUCCCCGGUGUUCCCCGCCUGGCUCAGUGGCUCCCAAACCCCCGGCCCGGCUGCCUACCACAUGGAGGACUGCUACAACUCUCGCUUCCCCUCAGCACCUGGCGUGGUCAUCCAGGGUGUGCGCAGACCCAAGCGACACGACACCGGCCCCUUCUGCACGCUCUAGAGCCCGCUGGGCAGAGCCAGCUUGGCCCGGCCAACGAGCGGAACCCUGGCCUCUCCUGCGGCUUUCCCAGGCCUCCCCGGGGACCUCGGCGUCCCAGCCUGGCCUCUGACCCUCUGGGCACCCCUGGUGCACCCUGCUGGCUGGCCAACCCUUCUAUGGACUGUGGACAAGGUCAGCCUAGCCUGGAGCCCCCAUCUGCCCACGCCCCGCUAUACAGAGAUGCUGUGGGUUCUCCC